AUGUCAAACCUUACAGAAGGGCAAACCGCCCAACAGCCUACCAAUAAAAAUGAAUUUGGGAACCUCAAUCUUUCAAUUGUUGGAUUGGGAGUUGAAUAUCCUCCAUUUUUACUUGAACCUUCAGCAUUAGACAUUCUAACCAAGCGUCACUAUCCCGAUUCUCCAGCAAUGAAAAAAGUCUGCACAAUCAACAAAUUCACCGGCAUUGAAACGCGCUCCGCAAUCGGCACCGUGGAUCACCCCAUGGCCAACAUGGAGCGCGCCCCCACCAUCACCGAACUCUGCACCAUAUUCCUACAAGACGGCGUCGCCCUCGCCGUAACCGCCUGUCGCAAAGCCCUUUACGAAGCGCAUCUCCAACCUUCCGACAUCACCCACGUCGUCAGCACCACAUGUACCAAUAGUGCCAAUCCGGGGUACGAUCAUUUCGUGUGCAAAGCACUAGGGAUCACGCAACCUGUGGAGAAGGUUCUGCUUCAUGGUAUUGGAUGUAGUGGCGGACUGGCGAGUUUGCGCACGGCGGCGAAUUUGGCGUUGGGACAUAGUUUCCGGGGGAAAAAAGCAAAGGUUUUGAUUAUGGCGCUGGAGAUUAGUUCGUUGUUGGUGAGGAGCGAAUUGGAUAGUGUGCAUGAGUUACAGGAGACGAGGAUUGGUGUUACGCUGUUUAGCGAUUGUGCGAGUGCGUGUGUACUCAGUAAUGGGAUUGGUGAGGAAGAAGAGGAGAGCGUGUAUGAUUUGUUGGGUUGGGAACACAAGAUGAUUCCAGAUACGGAACAUGAUUUGGGAUUUGAUGUUGAUCCUCUGGGUUGGAAAGUGAUCCUUUCUCCCCGCGUCCCCAAACUUGCCGCCGAAGCCGUCUCUCCCAGCUACGACUCCCUCAUGUCCAAUCUCCCCUCUCUCCCCGCCUCGUACCGCUCCCCCGCCGACUUCGACUGGGCGCUCCAUCCCGGCGGCGCAACCAUCCUAACCGGCGUUGAAAAAGCCAUGAACAUUUCACCCGAACACAUGCGAGCUUCAUACGAUACAUAUAUGAAACAUGGAAACUCAUCCAGCGCGACGAUUUUCAGCGUGAUGGAUCGAUUACGAUCUAAAGAUAUGGACGCCCUUACACCUGGAGGAAGAGGUCCCAAAGAAAUGGUUGUGGGAUGUGCUUUUGGACCGGGUAUCGCUAUAGAAAUGUGUUUGAUGAAGCGCAAUCUAAGCCACGUCAAACGAGAGUGGGAUGGCGGGGUACAGAGCGGGGUUGGUGGGGAAGUUACACCGCCUCUGACGGAAAGUGAGGGGACGAGGAGUGUGAGUGAAGGGGAGCUAGAGCCUGAGGAUUUGGCAAAAGUAAAGGAGUCGGGGAAUCAAUUGGAUGAAAAAUUACAGAAAGUGGAACCGGGCAUACCGGAACAAAAUGCGCAGGUUGAGAUUCAGGGCAAGGAGAAUAUUCAACUGGAUAGCUUGGAGGAAGCACUUAAUGGUGUGCAGCUCGACUAA
Molecule: messenger RNA, 1482 nt
Organism: Sclerotinia borealis F-4128
Lineage: Eukaryota; Fungi; Ascomycota; Leotiomycetes; Helotiales; Sclerotiniaceae
Source: the annotation of a GenBank genome assembly